Messenger RNA from Coregonus sp. 'balchen', 1982 nucleotides. The record is from the annotation of a GenBank genome assembly. Lineage: Eukaryota; Metazoa; Chordata; Actinopteri; Salmoniformes; Salmonidae.
AUGGGAGCGCAAUUCUCCAAGACAGCUGCAAAUGGCGAAACCGCGGUUGAAAAGCCUGGAGAGGCUGCGGCUUCACCAACCAAGACCAAUGGACAGGUAAUUGCUGUUGUUUUUAUAUCAGUUAAAGGAAAUAUAGAUAAACUGUUGGUUUGCGCAAAGGUUCUCUCGGUGCGUUAAUGUGGGCACUUAUGGAGACACGCCGGGCUGUUGGAGCAAACAACCACGAUGGGAAUACAUUGAUUCAUAAGUCUACAUGUUCUAUAGAAUCAAUACUAUUUAAUGAAACAUUUUAUCAUUGAUUUGAAAUGUAAUUUCAAAAAAAUAUGAAAAGGUAAACUGAUUUGGAUAAUUAUUUGAAGACAAAUGCUGUAAAUUAAACACGUUUUCACUGAUUAGUUUGCGAUGUGUGGGGAUUUCCACACUUAAUGGGGUUAAAGCCUUUGUUUGAAAUGUCGGAUUGUGAGACAGUGGGAAUUGGUAUCACAUUGUAGGGUCCAUGUGUAGCCAUGUAUAGUUAAAUGGCAAUUGGAUAGAUCAUGUUUUAAUCAACAUCCUCUUUAAAACUGAGCGCAAAUGUAAUAACUUGAUGCUAUCGUUAAGUGAAUGGGGAAGAUGCACGACGCCAACAAUGGCUUGCCACGGUCUACCUAACAUCACCACGCCUUUUGUUACAGAUGCUCGAGUAGAGAGCAGGGACGGUUACUAUGACACUGAAGGCAGGGGAGCCACAUUCGAAUAAUGCGCCCGUCCUGUAGAUGUUAUGAUAAGUGUUGGAAUGGGUGGUAUUUAUGAACGCGAUAUUGCAACAAAAAAAAAAGAUUGUUUGAAGGUUCAGGGUAGUUUUUGGGGUAUCCAUCUAAACGUUGCUCUGCGUGAUCGUCUGUAUUAAUGAGCAUCUGCUGUUUUAAUGAGAAGCUGCUUUGCGUUGGUGCUUCGGUAUCGGAGAGAUUGGCAGAGGCGCAUCGCCCCCUAGUGAACCACCUGAAACAUUGCCUCCAUCUCAUUGCUAGAGUCAGCUCAUUGUCGCCUAUGAUUAGGGGGGAAAUGUUUCAAUCAUGAAUCUCUAAAAAUGAAUUGUGUUGAAUUCGUAACUCGCAAAGUAAUUACCGGCGCCCAUGCGUAAAAGCCCAGUGAUAAAGUUUUUUUUAAUGGAGAUGGGGCUAUAUGCAUUUGUCUUGGUUGAAUUUGUGGUGUCUACUGCCCCUUGUGUAACUGCGUGGCAAUGGUCCAUGUCAGGCUUUAUAUUUCCAUGUUUGCUUCUUGUAUGAUAACGGACUUCCAUUUCUCUUUAGGAAAAUGGCCAUGUGAAAGUGAACGGGGAUGCCUCUCCUGCAGCUGCCGAUGCAGGCAAAGAGGUGCAGGCCAAUGGCAGCGCCACGGCUGAGGAGGCUGCAUCCGCUGAGGCUGCACCCGCAGAAGUGGCGGCAGUAGAUGGGGCGAAGGCAGAGAAUGCAGAGGCUGCAUCUCCAGCAGCCGAGGGUGAGACUGCCAAGCCUGAGGGAGCCACGCCUUCAACCAGCAACGAGACCCCCAAAAAGAAGAAGAAGCGCUUCUCAUUCAAAAAGUCCUUCAAACUCAGUGGCUUCUCCUUCAAGAAGACCAAAAAGGAGACUGGCGACGGGCCAGAGGGUGAGGAGGCCGCUGCGUCCACCGAGGAGGCCAAGGCUGAGGCAGCCGAGGCCCCAGAGGCGGCCACCGCCGAGGAGGCCGCUAAGCCUGCUGAAGGAGAGGCUGCACCUGCUACCGCUGGGGAGGAGGCUAAGGAAGCAGCAAGCCCCGCAGAGGCCAAGCCUGAGGAAACGGCAGCAGCCGCUGCUGAGGAGGCCAAGGCAGCCCCAGCCACUGAGGAGCCAAAGGCAGAAGAGAAGCCAACUGAGCCUGCUGCUGCGGAGGAAGCACCCAUCUCGGAGGAGGUUGCACCUGCAACAGAGGCUGCAUCCAGUCCAGAGGCCCCCGCUGCUGCAGAGGCUGCUGCUGAGUAA